AACAUGGAUGUGAUGAGUGAAGAAAACCUGACCAGACAUGACUCUAGUGUCUUCUCUAACUGCUGCACACUGCUGGAUGUCCCAGAUGAAGGAGCUUUAUUAGAAGGUCUGGAGGACAGCACACAGCUUGUGGGGGUUCGGGUGGUUCUCAUCUUAGCUUACAGCACCAUCAUCCUGUUUGGCAUGAGUGGAAACUCUUUGGUUAUUUACGUUGUGUACAAGUUCCGCAACCUGCACACGGUUACUAACUUCUUCAUUGCUAACCUGGCUAUAGCUGACCUGCUGGUGAACACGCUGUGCCUGCCCUUCACCCUGAUGGCCACGCUCUCAGGUGAGUGGAAGUUUGGUCAGGUGAUGUGUUACCUGUUACCAUAUGCUCAGGGCCUCGCUGUUCACGUGUCCACCAUUACACUCAGUGUGGUCGCUCUGGACCGCUACCGCAGCAUCAUCCACCACACUGAGACAAAAAUGUCUAAAGACAUGUGUGCUGUGGUCAUCAUCAUCACAUGGAUGGCCAGCGCUGUGCUUGCCAGCCCCUUGGCCAUCUUCCGUGAGUAUGUGACCUUUGACCUGACACCUGAGCACACCAUUCAGGGUUGUGUGGAGAAGUGGCCGGGCAGCAGUGCGGACGGAACCGUGUACAGUGUAGCCACGUUCCUGCUGCAGUACAGCCUGCCCCUGUCCAUCAUCUCCUACACAUACGCCUGCAUCUGGAGCAAACUCAGGAAGCAUGUGAGUCCCGGAGGAGGACACAGUGAGCGACACAGACGCCGACAGAAAACCACGAAGAUGCUAGCGGCCGUAGUGGCUGUGUUCGCUGUCAGCUGGCUACCAUUCCAUGCCUUCCAGCUGGCUGUGGAUAUCGACAGCAGUGUGUUGGACAUGAAGGAUUUUAAGCUGCUUUACACCAUCUUCCACAUCAUCGCUAUGUGCUCCACAUUUGCAAACCCCAUCCUCUAUGGCUGGAUGAACCGGAACUAUCGGGAGGCAUUCUCCGCAGCGUGUAAGUGUGCUCCUGCUGCGGGUGUGCUGAGGAGAGUGCACAGCAGGGACAUAGUGAGAGACAAAGCUCUCAGACACGAAUGUGCCAUCACCACCCUGACUCAGGAUAACACACACCUGUGA
Neoarius graeffei (lesser salmon catfish) is the source of this 1125-nucleotide messenger RNA. It is a transcript of the gene npy2r, whose product is annotated as neuropeptide Y receptor Y2. Gene Ontology annotation, biological process: G protein-coupled receptor signaling pathway. The coding region runs from base 4 to 1125 and encodes 373 amino acids. The transcript has a single exon. NCBI's taxonomy places the organism in Eukaryota, Metazoa, Chordata, Actinopteri, Siluriformes, Ariidae. Gene Ontology annotation, cellular component: membrane. The record is from RefSeq and is a predicted model, not a curated record. Gene Ontology annotation, molecular function: neuropeptide Y receptor activity.